AUGGCUGUCACCCUAUCAACCACUCCCUCCAUGAACAAGCGCUGGCCCCCUCUGGCCGACAAGACCUCUCUCCCCUACAAGCUCACCACCCUCUCGAAGCAAAAACUCGCCCGCGAGGCUACGGCCCCCGACCCGGAUAUCAGACGAUGCCUCGGCCACUUUCGCCUCCACUGCACGUCCAUGGAAUGGGCCCAGCGGGAUAUGACCUCUCGCAUCAACUCGUUUGACCUCGAUUCCGACUCGGAGGACGAGGAAGAGACACAUGACGAUGAGGUCCCAGAGGAGCUUGCACCGGAGGUGGUGGAGCCUCCUGUCGAGAAGGACAACACCAUUAUCAUCACUGAAUCCUCCGCUAAAGAGGAGACGACGCUCCAUGUGAGCUUUGAAGUCGUAUCAGACGUCCCUGCGUCUGCUCCUCCUCCCUCCACAUCAACAACAGAACAAGAAAAAGAGAGCCUCCUAGAAAAAGGCCGCAGUUGUCUGGAAAAGACUGUCCAGAUGAAACAUUUUUGGCCCGCCCGUGGGCCCUGUUUACCUGUUCGCAUCGCCGGGUAA
Messenger RNA from Aspergillus pseudoviridinutans, 555 nucleotides. RefSeq lists its product as uncharacterized. Lineage: Eukaryota; Fungi; Ascomycota; Eurotiomycetes; Eurotiales; Aspergillaceae. The record is from RefSeq and is a predicted model, not a curated record. Bases 1 to 555 code for a protein of 184 amino acids. The transcript has a single exon.